Nezara viridula (southern green stink bug) is the source of this 570-nucleotide messenger RNA. The record is from the annotation of a GenBank genome assembly. Lineage: Eukaryota; Metazoa; Arthropoda; Insecta; Hemiptera; Pentatomidae.
AUGAUACUUAAGUUUAUUUAUAUUAUUGUAUUCUUUACUUUCUUUAAUCAAAACGUUAAAUGUGCCCAAGCGGAUCUAAAUAAAAGUAUAUCAUCCAGAGACAAAGAAGAAGUGUAUUUACCUUAUGGCCCCAGAGUUAUGUGUUCUUUUCUGCCUAUUGAUUUCUUAGACUGUGAUUCUCCUGUCGAUCAUAAAGGAAACAAAACUGCUAAAGAAGAAGCAGGUUAUGGAUGUGUGAAAUUUGGUAAUUAUCGUUAUGAAGAUGUUGAAAGAGCUAAAGUGCAAUGUGUUGUGUUGCCUCAUAUUGAGUGCUUUGGUGCAAGAACCUUUUAUCGAGAUGGUUUUCCCUGUAUCAAAUAUGGUGGUUACUACUUCGUUACAACAUUAAUGUACUCCAUAUUGCUUGGCUUUCUUGGGAUGGACAGGUUUUGCUUGGGCCAAACCGGAACAGCCGUCGGUAAACUCCUAACUCUAGGCGGUGUCGGAAUUUGGUGGAUCGUGGAUAUAAUUCUCUUAGUCACCAAUGGCUUAUUACCCGAAGAUGGCAGUAAUUGGAAUGCCUAUGCUUGA